ACAUCGUUUUCAUCCUCAGGAAUAUAUCGGCGAACCAGCGGCGGAUGGUGAGCACAUGCUUUCAAGUAUCGUAGUCAUGCGUGAAGGCCCCGCUGAGGAAAAAACUUGUUGGUCAAGGUUCCGGAAUUCAACGAAGAUUGUAAUUAUCAUCGUGUGUCUUUCAUUAUUCAACGACAGUUUGCUGCUAACGUUGGUUGAUCCGAUCUUACCGGAAAUGCUUUACGAUUUGGAACAUCCCCAGCAAUCGGAAAACGAUUCCAAUAAUCCGAACGACACAUUAUCGUUGUCACAAGACAGGGACGUGAAUAAAGACAUAAAUAACCAAGGUCGCUAUGGUUACCUGAUUGCAGCCAAGGGCAUUGCACAGUUUGUAUGUAAUCCAUUCGUCGGUUAUAUUGUAACAAGAUUUGGUUAUCGGAAGCCGAUGUUGUUUGGUAGCUUGGUCCUUCUCCUCUCCACAUUAGCUUUUCCCUACAGUAAAACUUACUGGAUGUUGAUAGUUACUCGAGUGUUACAAGGAAUCUCGUCCUCGCUGACAGCGGUGACAGCUCUAGGACUUGUAGCAGCAACAUUCAAAGAUGAUUAUCGCCGGGGAAAUGUAAUAGGCUAUGCGUUUAGUGGAUUGUCCAUUGGAAUUAUCGCUGGUCCCGUGUAUGGAAGUCUUCUGUUUGAAUUUGUCAACCCUGCUUUUCCUUUCAUUCUUCUAUCUGGUAUCAUGAGCUUCGCUAUAUUUCUUCAGUUAUUAACAAUGAAGAGAGAAUCCUCGGUGAAGCACCUACAUGGCUCCCUCUGUACAUUACUCAAAGAUCCCUACAUCAUCAUUGUCGCAUUAAAUAUUUUUUUGCUGAAUCUCGAUGUCUCAAUUGUAUUGGCGUUCUUACCGAUAAGACUUCUUGAACUGAUAAAUGCUUCCACUUGGCAACUUGGAAUCGUUGUUCUACCGACAUCUGUUGGAUACUUGGCUGCUGGUUUAAUAUUUCCUCGUCUCGUCAGAUGGUUUCCUAGGUGGAUUCAAGGUCUCGUUGGUUUGUUCUUCAGUUCCCUGUGUCUUAUGGCGCUAGCCUAUUCCAUAACGUUUACGAUGAUGUUGGUGGUAACAGGAUUCCUCGGUCUCGCAGUUGGUUUGAUCAGUACAUCCAUGCAGCCAAUAUUUGCGCUUGUGGUUGACAAGCGUCACAGUGAGGUUUAUGGUAACGUCUAUGCUAUAUCUGACAUGGCCGUGUGUUUAUCAAUGAGUUUGGGUCCGUUAGUUGGCGGUCCACUUGUUUAUGCUUAUGGAUUCCAGAGUUUGGUCUAUGGCGCUGCAAUACUGGAUAUGGUGUGUACACCGAUAACCAUAUUUCUCAGAGACAUUCCAGGAAAGAAAAAGAUCGACAACGAAAAGGCUCCAUUAUUGAAGGACAACGACAGUUCAGCAGGAAAUCCCUCAGCAUAAUCUUGUGAAUGCUAAUAAUUCUUCAAAUACAGCAUUUGGACCUUAUAUGGCAACAGAAACAAAAAAAUUAUGACAUUAUUCCAAAGACUCAAAUUUUGUCUUUUGUAAAUUUGAAAGAAUGAAACAUUCCCGAUGAUUGCUUAAUUAAUAUUCUUUAAUAAAGAAAAUCAAGGAUUUGUAUAUAGUAACAUGUAAUUUUACAACAUGCCACAAUCAUAUUCUUGAAACUGAAUCUGUAUACUUUCACAACAUUCCUAUAAACUUUGAAGAAACUUGCAAAGACAAAUUCUUCUGCUGUGAUAGUAUUUGGCUCAAGGAACAAGUUAAUUAUUGGAAAGUAAAAGAACAUUGAAGAGAACAAGAUGGUAAACCCUUUUGAUGCCAACCUGCUUGAGACUGUACCUGAUUCUAAUGACGGAAACUUCCUGUUUCAAUCCUUUUGGUACCAAGUUGCACAAGAUCACCUCGGAUUAUAUGAUACAAACUUCUUGUUUAAAAGUGAUCAAAGAACCUUCCAUCGAAAUUUCAUCCUUAUUUAAGUUCCAAACACCAGCAUAAUAAUAGCAAAGCUAUUUUAUCAAAUUCUUUGUUAUUUUCAAAAUUAAUUGAAAUAAAAGAAUUGUAUUUUAGCAGGAAAAUGGUAAUAAAGGGGUUAAAUGAUCUAAUCUAAAAUCUUCCAUCAAAAUUUCAUAUUAAAAUAUGUUCCAAAUACCAGCUUAAUAAUGACAAUGU
This is a messenger RNA of Octopus sinensis (East Asian common octopus), 2167 nucleotides long. Its product is annotated as synaptic vesicular amine transporter-like. The transcript has 16 exons. Lineage: Eukaryota; Metazoa; Mollusca; Cephalopoda; Octopoda; Octopodidae. The coding region runs from base 56 to 1435 and encodes 459 amino acids. The record is from RefSeq and is a predicted model, not a curated record. Gene Ontology annotation, molecular function: transmembrane transporter activity. Gene Ontology annotation, biological process: transmembrane transport.